This is a messenger RNA of Danio rerio (zebrafish), 1491 nucleotides long. Lineage: Eukaryota; Metazoa; Chordata; Actinopteri; Cypriniformes; Danionidae. The record is from RefSeq and is a predicted model, not a curated record.
AUGGUGAAGGUUACGCGGGUUUCUGGUGCUGACUGGGUUGUGAAUUACAAAUCUUUACACAUCUGUGCACUGAAGAACUCAUCAGUGAUAAUCAGCUGCACUUAUAAAUACCCUAAUGGACAUCAGAUCAUGAAAGUGUACUGGACCAAAAACCCUGUAAAGGAUGUAGAGCCUCCAGAUCUGUCUGAGGACCCUGAAUACAGUCAGAGGCUUCAGUAUCUGGGAGAUAAAAAGCAGAACUGCACCAUCAGACUGAGUCAUGUGACAAAGAAAGUUGAACAUGAGUACUGUUUUAGAUUUACUACUGAUAAAGAUGGGAAAUGGCUUGGCUCUCCAGGAGUGAUUCUCUCUGUCACAGAUCUUCAGCUGGAGUCUCCUGAGAGAGUGACAGAGGGAGAUUCAGUCCGUCUGACAUGUAAAAGCAGCUGUAAACUGACUGACACACCAACAUUCAUCUGGUACAGAAACUCACACACAUUGACUAAUAUUGGAGAUGAACUCAACAUCAGCUCAGUCAGAAGAGAAGACGCAGGCAGAUAUAGAUGUGCUGUACAUGGACACACACUCACAUCACCUGACGUCUAUCUCAAUGUCACCUAUCCUCCAAAGAGCGUCUCAGUGUCCAUCAGUGGGUCUGCUGUAAUAAUGUCUGGAGAUUCAGUGGCUCUGAGCUGCAGCAGUGACUCAAACCCUCCUGCAGAAAUCAACUGGUUUAAAGGAGAAACAUCAGUAAGAUCUGGAAGAAUCUUCAGCAUCUCCAAGAUCAGCUCUGAUGACAGUGGAGAAUACAAGUGUAGAGCCAGAAAUGACCAUGGAGUGAAAUACUCUGAUCCUGUGACUUUAGAUGUUCAGUACCCACCCAAGAGCAUCUCAGUGUCCGUCACUGAUUCUGGUCAGCUUUUUUCUGAUUCAGUGAGUCUGAUGUGCAUCAGUGACUCAAACUCUCCUGCUCUGAACUUCAGCUGGUUUAAGGAGAAUCAAAGCUCAGCUGUUGGAUCUGGACAGAGUUUCAGUGCAGUACAGAGUGGACGCUUCUACUGUGAGGCUCACAAUCCACAUGGAGCUCAGAGAUCAGACGCCAUCACUGUCACUGUUCAUCAGCAUGCUGAGAGAAACAUCAUCAUCAUCACAGCGACAUCUGGAGGAUUAUUCAUCUUCAUCAUCAUCCUGUGUUUAAUAAAGAAACAAAGGAGUGGUGAAUCUGAAGGUCUCUCAGUGACGCAGAAUGAUCUGUAUUCUGCUCCUGGAUCAGCGGGUGAUGCUCUGUAUGCCAGUGUAAAUCCCAAAAGAGGAAGAGCUGCUGAAUGCAGAGAUGCUGAGGAGAUCCAGUACUCCACUGUCCGAUAUCACAGAGACACACAGAUGAAGAGAGAGGAAGAAGAGGAGCAGCGUCAGUGUGACGACACACCAGUUCAGCAGCCUGAUCAAGACCACAGGCGAUCAAAUGCUGAAAGAGUGGAAGACUCAGUGAUCUACAGCAGCGUCAGAUGA